AUGAAGAAAGAGGAGAGUGAUCAAAGACUCAGUCAGAAGAACAACAUCAUGAUCGUUUUUCUCUGGAUAAGCUUCAAUAUUUUUCAGGUUUCAGGUGAUGGAAUAGUGAUUCUUUUCACAUAUUUGUUCUUUGUACUUGUGAAGUAAGGUUGGUUUUAAAAGAACUUCAAGGUUUUGGUUUUCUUUAAUGACUGCAUAUUGUGGGUGUUUCUGCAGGUUCCUCAGACGGAAAAGACGUCAACCAGAAGCCGGAGAGAAUUUUCAGCAAACUGGGACCAUCAGUCGAAUUAAUCUGCAGUCAUGAAAUUGAUACCUACAACCGGAUCUACUGGUACAAGCAGGUGGAGAGCAAAGAGAUGCAGUUCCUGGGAUACAUGAAUGUAAAUAAUGGAUAUCCUGAAGAUGAGAAGAAAAUGAAAAUAACUGGAGAUGCACGGAAAAGUCAGAACUGCACAUUAACUAUUAAAACUGUGGACCUGAACAGCAGUGCAGUGUACUUUUGUGCUGCUAGUACACAAUGCUUCAUAUCUUGACUUCUCAAUACAAAAACCUCCUGCUGAUGUUUUUAUUUCAUCUCUGAGCCACACUUCACAGCCCUGUACACCUGUAUCACACCACUCUAACCAACAUUCGCCUUUUAUUUCUCAACCAGAUCAGAUAAUAUAAUGGAGACAACAGCAGCCACUGUAUUGGUUGCAAUUCUAAUAGGAUAUGUUUUAAAAUAUCAGAUCCAAUUUUUUAUUAUGUGUGCCAAUAGUCCACCAAACAAACCAAACAAUGAAACAACUUUAGCAACAAACCACCUACCUUGUUAUAAAUUAUAGAGAACUGCUGCAACAAAAACAGCAAUAUUAUACCUUUUCUGAAUCAUACUUUCUUUUAAGAGUAUGUAUAAAAUCAAAAUAUAGAACAUCUUUACAACGGCAACAACUGCAAAAUAAAAAGGAUGAAGCUACAGUGUAUGAAGGUCCUGAAGACUUUAACCAACAGGUGGAGGCAUAGCACACACAAUCCAGUGUUUACCACAGGGAAGUGGUGAUGAGUUAACUCCCACACACAAACACAAACACACAAAACAGCCUCUUCACUCUGUGUCUGACUGGCGCUCAUCAGGACCAGACUUCUCUCAGUACCUGACUAUGUCUUUAUCAAGCCAAACAUUUGGUUUUCUCCUCAUCUAUUUUCUUUGUAAGAUUCUGAAUGUUACUAUGUACUUUAUGAUGUUUAUUAUUACAUUAUGAUUUAAUUAGCACAAUGAGAAAUGACUUAAUUUCAGCUCUGCAUCUGUGUCAUUUUGUGUACUUUCCUCUUCCACAGGUCAGGUGAGCGCUGUUACAUUUAAUCAGUCUGUUCCACAGAUAGUGAAGAAAAAUAUUGAGGUCCGGAUGACCUGCAAACACGAUGAUACUAGCCUUCCAGUAAUGCUCUGGUAUCGGCAGAAAAAGGACAACUCCUUGACCCUCAUCGGGUAUGCAGUUGGGAAAGGUACACCGAGCUAUGAAGGAAGGUUUGAAGAAGAAUACACGCUGACAAAGGAGAGCUCAGAGAGUGGAGCUCUGAUUGUGAAAAACACAAACCUGUCACACUCAGCUGUUUAUUACUGCGCUGCCAGUAACACAGUGAUGUGGUUUAAUGACGCCCUCUUACUAAAAACCUUCUGUUAUUUCUGUUACUGA
Xyrichtys novacula (pearly razorfish) is the source of this 1676-nucleotide messenger RNA. The record is from the annotation of a GenBank genome assembly. NCBI's taxonomy places the organism in Eukaryota, Metazoa, Chordata, Actinopteri, Labriformes, Labridae.